GGCACUUGGCGGCGAGGGGAGGGUGGGCCGCGGCGAUCCGGAGCGAGCCGGGUCGAGUUGGGGAGCCGGGAGCGGGGCGCAGCGCCGCGAUGGAGCGGGGAGCAGCCGGCGCCUUCCCCGGUGCCGGCGGGGAGGAGGCAGCGCCUGAGGCUUCCCUAAAACAAACAAGCAGAGCAUUUGGAAGGAAACCUACGAUUGAAUAUUCAGCACUUCCUUUACCUUGGGUAAAAGUUGAUAGAUGUUCCCACUUGUUUUGGAAAGGUUUCUAGCCAAGCACGAAGGAUGAGAUUUGACACUGCUAAAGUAAAACAUCAGGAGUAUUUCUGAACCCCUGCUACAUAGCCAAGGCUGAGUCAAAGCUGUGAGCCAAGUGCCUCCCCGAGUCCCGUUUAAAUGGAGUAGUUGCCUUCAGUCCUUUGAAAGGACAGAGCUGAGCCCGCUGUUUGAUUUGGAAGGGCAGUGAGGUGGGACAACAGUGUGCUUGAGCUGGAGCCACGAGACUGGGAACUAAGUUGCCCCCUGGAGUGAAAAACCUCUGGUUCUGAACAUCUGGGGCACUGCUCUGGCUUCUUGGCUGGGCAUUCCCUUCAACUCCUGUGCUGAAGCUGUGCCACUCGUGCCAGAAAAUCUUGGGGCUGCAUUGAGAAGGCAAAGGCAAGAGGGAGCAUGAUACUGUGCCCUGUAUAGGUGGUGCUAUAUAGCUUGCUUCUCAUACAGUGAAAAUGAGGAUGAAAGAUCAUGAAUGAAUAUGGUAAUGGAAUGGGUAUCCCUCUGCCACUUCCGUAAUUUUAUCCAAGCCAACUGACUGACUCUCCAGUCAAGCUCCAGAUGUGUUUGUUUGAGUAGCCCUGACCUCCCUAUGGGCUCAACAAAUGUGUCAUGAAAUGGCAUUGCUCACUGGGAAUGCAGAUCCUGAGUUCAGCUCCUACUCCUUCAAUAACUUGGAAAAUCUGUGUGAAGUGCAAACCAAGAAAGGAUUCUUCUACAAAAAGGCCAAACUCCUGCACCCUGGGGAAGACUUGUGCUGCUUAGCCCGCCUGGAUGACCGGACCAGGUUUGUGAUCAUCAACGUAGGUGGUAUUAAAUACAAAGUUCCAUGGACCACCUUGGAGAACUGCCCCUUGACCAGGCUUGGGAAGCUAAAAUCUUGCAACAAUUAUGAUGAGAUCAUGAACAUCUGCGACGAUUAUGAUGUUAGCUGCAAUGAAUUUUUUUUUGACCGUAAUCCUAGUGCCUUCAGGACGAUCAUGACUUUCCUGACAGCUGGGAAGCUGAGGCUUCUCAGGGAGAUGUGCGCUCUUUCUUUUCAGGAGGAGCUUGUGUACUGGGGGAUAGAAGAGGACCACCUGGAAAGGUGCUGUAAAAAGAGAUUGCGACAGAAAGAGGAGGAGGCAGCUGAGGCCAGGCUGUAUGAAGGGGAGAUGGUAUUUAGUGAAACUACGCAAUGUGCCUUCCAGGACAAUAGCCGAUUGAGUUUGUGCAUGCGAAAGCUCAGGGAUAUGGUGGAGAACCCCCACUCAGGGAUCCCAGGAAAGAUCUUUGCUUGUAUUUCAGUCUCUUUUGUUGCCAUCACUGCAGUCAGCCUCUGCAUCAGCACCAUGCCAGAUGUCAGAGAAGAAGAAGAUCGGGGUGAAUGCUCACGGAAGUGCUAUGACAUCUUUGUGCUGGAGACGGUGUGCGUGGCAUGGUUUUCAUUUGAGUUCCUGCUGCGAUCCAUCCAGGCAGAGAACAAGUGCGCUUUCCUGAAAACCCCGCUCAACAUCAUCGACAUCCUGGCCAUCUUGCCUUUCUAUAUCUCUCUCAUUGUGGAUAUGGUCUCCACGAAAAACAGCAGCAAGCCUAGUGGGGGAGCUGGGAACAAGUACUUGGAACGAGUGGGCCUGGUGCUGCGCUUUCUGCGGGCUCUGCGCAUCCUGUACGUGAUGAGGUUGGCACGGCACUCGCUGGGGCUGCAGACGCUGGGGCUCACUGUGCGCCGGUGCACCAGGGAGUUCGGGCUCCUCCUGCUCUUCCUUUGCGUCGCCAUGGCCCUCUUCUCGCCGCUGGUGUACUUGGCUGAGAGCGAACUAGGAGCCAAGCAAGAAUUCACAAGUGUCCCCACCAGUUACUGGUGGGCUGUGAUCUCCAUGACAACUGUUGGCUAUGGCGACAUGGUGCCUCGUAGCAUCCCCGGACAGGUGGUAGCCCUGAGCAGUAUCUUGAGUGGGAUUUUGCUGAUGGCUUUCCCAGUCACGUCCAUCUUUCAUACCUUUUCCCGUUCCUACAGUGAGCUGAAAGAGCAGCAGCAGCGAGCAGCAAGCAGGCAGAUGUGCCAGCUAGAAGAGAGCACCAAACUCCCAGGUGGUGACAGUACACAGGGGCUCGGUGUCACAUUCCCACCAAAUGCUACUGGGCAGGACGGUCAGCCCGUGGUCGACCAGGAAGCCAAGAGAAGUUGUUGACUCUGAACAGCUGAAGACAUAUUUAGCAGCACAAGAAGCAGUGGACAAGGGGGGGUCAGUUCUGCAAGCAGAUCUUCCUGAACUGCAUAAAUGAGGGUCAGACACACACAAGGUUGUCACUAAAGACCAACUUUUGAUCUCACGGGCCCCCUGAAAAGUGCCCCUAGAAUCUCUACCAAGUACAGCUCUGCUCCAUCGCUUUUCAUAGGGCUUUUCUUUUCUUUUGAGCAAGUAUUUUUGGCAACCCCCAAGGAGCAGCUGUUGAACGUAGCCAGCCAGGAGAACGUAAGGUGAAGCACAGCCUGUGCCGGGGUGCCAUUCGGCAGAGCAGCCAACAUGCCGCCUCCUCCCUGCUCGGUGACACUCCGCGAGCGAGGGGCUGAACAAGGGGGCUCCCCGUGCUGCAGUGCCCUGUGUACGGGGUUUGUUUCAGCAGCUCUGCCAAGGAACGCGAACCUCAGACAAGCCAAGGUGUGAGGGCAAGAAAAGGGCAGAAACAUCACUUCAGCUUUCCCAGGGGCUUGGGUUUGUCUGUUUUACAGAUCAGGCAGCGCAGCCGGGGCUGCCAGCUUUAACUUGUGCGCUAGCGCAGUAUGCAUUAUUUAGUAAAUACACAUUAUUUACCACCCUAAGCUUUGUAUCUUAGCCCCAUGACAGACAUAUACAUAGACAAUCUUCCUGACUAUGGUACUGAAUGUUAACUUGUUGGUUUUUUUUUCCUUUGCUAACAGUUGAAUAUAACAAAUAUCUUUACAAAUCAUGCCAUUUUGCCACUUUCUGUUAACUAUUUCCAUCUCUCAUGUAUCAAAAAAUGUGUUCAACAGACAACUAAAACCGAACUACACACAGCCCAAGAAGGGGAGGGUGAUGUGAAACGAGCAGCGUCUCCCAGCUCUUCAUACUCCUCCUCAGCAGUGGUGGCUGCAUUGACUGCUGUCAUGUGCAAAGAGGAGCAGCCCAAACCCAGUGAAGUCAAUGAGACACCUUCAGUGGGCUCUGGCCCGAGCUGCGGCGCAGCAGCUCUGCCCUAUGUUAGGAGUAGGUGUUUUUGUUGUGGUUUUUUUUCUUUACCCUACUAAGGAAAAGGCGAUCCUGUCAUCUAAAAAUGGGAAUUAUUGCUCUGGCUCUUUUUCCUAAUUCUCAAGAGAUUUAAGUCAAUUUAAAGGGAAAAUGAACCAUAUGGUGGCGUCGGCUUGUUUGUGUACUGAUGCCAGCCCCCUGAGCUCUCCAGCCCGCUCCCCAGAGGGGCUGUGCAGCUGCUCCAAGUUAGCAGCUGUGUGGGCCUUUCAGUGCUCCUACAGGUAGGAUAUGAUCAGGGGACGGAGGGAAAUGGAGCACAACUCUUGUACCUGUGCCCCCGUUUGUAUUAAAGCCAUGCAGUGUAACCCUCCGUAUUCUCGUCCUGCCAGAAAGAGAAAAAAAGCAUUGAAGAUGGGUUUGGGGUUUUUUUGCCUCAGCAUAUGUCAUAACACCAAUCCUACAUUAGCAAACUCCCAUAUUAAGCCAUUCCUUAUAGGAAUGGAGCAAGGGAAAAUAAAAGGUUACACUUUAUUUUAAUAAAAAUUAGAAGCUUUGUUGCUGAAUGCUCGCCCCCUGGUGAUUGGGGGGUGGGAGGGAGGUGUGUUUCGCCGUGCUGAUGUGAAGCCAUGUGUGCGGGUGCUCCAGCCAAGAUCCCAUGCCCCUGGCCCUCUCCGGCCCAUAGCCAGGCCAGCCAGUGCCGAGCAGCACAGCAGGGUCACUGGGCUUGGAGCAGCAGGUGUGUUACACACACACAGUUUGCUGGUGGGUGCUGCAAGAGAUGGAGGCAGCAAAACUGAGCCCCCCUGCCUUGCAGGCUGCAUCUGGGUCUCCAGACCCCCAGCUGCAUUGAACUACAAGCAAACCAAACACAGCUGCAUGCGCCGGGGCUCUGCCUGUCCUUCACAGACCACCAGCACCACCGGGAGCACGUCCGCGCCUUGUGCCAGGAGAGGAGGGCCAAGGGCCGGUGGAUGGUGCGUGGGCUGACUCAGACUCCUGGCAAAGCAAUACCAGCACUGAGUUGCUGUGACUCAUGAGAGAUUUUUAAUUUUAUUAUUUUUUUAACCCUGAGGCAGGCAUUUCUUGCAUUAAGGCAUAUUAAGGUUUGGCAUCAGGGAUACGGCUUUGCAGCCGGCUAAAUGCAAACCAGCAGAGUGAGUGGUGUGUGGGGGUAAAGUGUGGCGAGGCACCGAGGGGCAGCAGAGCAUUUUAUGGUGGCAUUCGGAUACUCAGUCUUCAGAUGGGACCCAGCGGAUUCACCAGGUGAACACACAAGUUCACCUUUCACAGUACUUUGGUUUCUGCACACCAGGUACUGUUUAGUGCUAUAUCUGUGGUGUGAAUGCAGUGAUCAUGCACAGAGGAUGCAGAAUACAUCUCCUCGAGGUGGUGAGGCCCAUCAGUGAUCAGCAGCAUUGGCCUACUCUUAGUUGGAGUAAACAUCCUUGCAGAAUUAAGAGUUUCACACUUGCAAUGCUAGCAAAUAACCAUGAAUGAAUGCCACUUUUGACCCCGCAGCAUGAAAAAAACAGGACCGGGACAGCUAACUGCAGCUCAGCAGCUGUGUAGGAAAACAGAGUGAUGACACACACCGUAUUAUUGCUGUGCUCCAUCAAGUUCCUAUUGUCCUACAAUAGUGAGUUCUUUAUAUUUUUCAAAGGGCACAUAAUUAAUUCCAGCACGCACAGAGUUUUAAUAAAGUGACAAAACCCGCUCAUUAUGCCUGCUAGUCAAGGCCUGGCAUUUAAUAAGUUUCAUUUUAUCUGUUGAGAUGACAGAUUAAGAAACAAAUAUAAAACAGGAACCUUUUAAACAAAUUAUUUUUGGAAGCUGUAUUAAGUUGCAAUGCACACAUUGGCAGACAUAAAAGAUACCCAGAGGAGAGCAAGUUUCACGCAGCAUAGCUGUUGUUACGGGUGAUGCUUAUUACUUUUGAUCAGCCACUGGAGAAGUGUUGGUUUUGUUGUGUAUGGUGGUUGUUAUUUUUUCUUUGACACAGCACACUCAUGAUUUAAGGCCAUUUAGCUCUAAUUAUAAUAAAUGCCACACUGCUGUUUGCAUGUGUGCCGGUACCAGAGGGUAGUUACACCUGUUUCUUUGAAACACAAUCUAGUGCUUCAUGAUUGUAGCACAUUGGUUUUGCCCCAAGGAAAAAAAUAUUCUUCUUUGCUAUGGGACAGAAACUCAAAACGCAUGUGAGCAAAGCUGCGUCUUCUACAUGGCCAUCUUGGUGGCAGCAUCCAUGGGCCUGGGCAUACAAAUUCUGGCAGUCGGCAACAACAGUCAUCUGAAAACUGUAACUAUGUUUGAGAGCUAAGGAUGCAGUAACUGGUAAAGGCACAGAGUAAGAGGGAAUGGCACAAAGUCAAACACAACUCCUUCUGCUCACACAGCACAUGUGCACAGCCAUCUCCUACUUCAUAGCAACCUCAGUUAUGAAGGAGCACUAAUUGUAAGAAAAACAUGACACUGGUGUCCUCCCCUCAGCACUAAGCCAGAUGGGGGCUGCUGUCUCACACUGAUGGGGACAGAACAGGCACCGUCUACAGCAGCCUCACAGCAGAUGCUUCACGGGGGCAAAGUACCCUUGGCUCUCAGAGGGCUUAGUGCCUACAAGCUACAGCCUUAGAAGAGGACAAAGCUUUGGGGCGGAAGAGGAAAGAAGUGGAUGGAGGGGCUGAUGGGCAAAGAAAUCCAGCAUGGUUCUGAUGGCCCAUCUGAGGCUGAGCAAAGCCCCUUGGUCUUCCAGCACAGCUAAGCCAGCACCUAUGAGAGCCAAAUCCAUGUAAACUGGGACACAGAAGGGGCAGGGUGUGGGGUCUGAAGGCCUAUGUCUGUGUUUGCUGUCAGGGCAUUUCCAGAUGCUGUCGUCCGCUUGGGACCUGGCUGAUUUACAAUGCUGUUUACAGGGAGAUCUGCCCCUGCUCCAACGUGUGCCUCACAUUUUGUUCUAGUCCAUGCCUCUUAUUUACAGCUGCUGGCACAGGUAUCCAGGCAGUUUAUUUAUUGGCAUAUUGUUGACUUACACAUUAAUGUCUUCUUUCUGUUACAGAAAGCCACCAAAAAGCUACAGCCAUCAGUCAGGCCCUUGAAGCCUUCCAGUCAGGCCCUUGAACUCAAGCCUAAGCUAAGGAUCACAACCAAAUUUAACAAACAGCAGCUGUGGGCCAACUUUUGCUUUACUACCCAGUGCCGAAUUUGAGCUUUGCCUCUUAAAAGUCUUAAAAUGUUGUAGUUGCAUCUAACUACGUAUGUCAAUACAUGCAGCCAAACCCCUCAUCAUGAAAUGUGUCUCUAUGGCGCCGCAGGGCAGAGCACAGCCUGCCCUGCACUGUCCUCAGGCCAGGACCAGGGCUGCAGCCUCCAGAGGUGGCCGGGAGACCUCCCCUUUACUGAAGGGGCUCCACAUGGUUUCAUUUAGGGCCAGUCCCACCAUUAGCUUCUCCUCAGUGAGUGACAGAGCAGCAGCCGGUAACACCAAUACUAUUUGGGAUAGAUGGUACAACCACUGUGAGCAAUGAGCAGGCUCGGCUCUUGUGGGGACUGCUUGGUCCCUGUGGUCUCCACUGCCCGCAGACUGUAACAGAGCUGGCAGGUUUUACUCACCACCCUCGUUUUCCUCGUCCUUUAUCCCCACUUCACUGAUUUACCUACCUUUGCCC
Messenger RNA from Chroicocephalus ridibundus (black-headed gull), 7123 nucleotides. RefSeq names its product potassium voltage-gated channel modifier subfamily G member 2 (gene KCNG2). The coding region runs from base 873 to 2441 and encodes 522 amino acids. The transcript is spliced from 5 exons. Gene Ontology annotation, biological process: protein homooligomerization; potassium ion transmembrane transport. Gene Ontology annotation, cellular component: voltage-gated potassium channel complex; membrane. Gene Ontology annotation, molecular function: voltage-gated potassium channel activity; protein binding. The record is from RefSeq and is a predicted model, not a curated record. Lineage: Eukaryota; Metazoa; Chordata; Aves; Charadriiformes; Laridae.